Molecule: messenger RNA, 822 nt
Organism: Entrophospora sp. SA101
Lineage: Eukaryota; Fungi; Glomeromycota; Glomeromycetes; Entrophosporales; Entrophosporaceae
Source: the annotation of a GenBank genome assembly
AUGCAAUCACCAUAUUCCGUAAGAACUCCACUUAACCAAUCACUCCAUAGACAAACUCCUCCACCAGGAAUACCAAUUGCUAAUACUACAUCACUACAACCACCGCCUCCACCUCCAACACCAAUAUCAGCUACAUCUUCACCAAAUGUACCUAUUUCGCCUGUACAGCAAACAAACAAACCUACUCGACCUGCUGAAGAAGAUGUGGACUCUACACCUCCUCCUAUAUUAAAGCGUCAAAAAAUAGAUAAUGGUGCUUCCAUAGCACCUAUUCUUGUUUCUGAAGAAGAAUGGUUAGCCACUCAUCAGGUAUCUAUUAAUAUACAAGUUCAAUGUCCAACUAUUCCUGAAAAACCAGAAUGGAAUUGUCAAGGUCAAGUUAUCGUUCUUGAGGGGUCACAUAAUACCUCUUUACCAAUGUCAACUCCACUGAUACCAUCUGAAAUAUCAAUUUCUAAUGAUGAUUCACCUGAAGUCUUUGAAGCUCUGGACUUAAAAACCAAGAAUCAAAAUCAAAGUAAAAGCCAGAACGAAUCACACAAGAAAAAGGGAACUGAGAAUAUUGCUCAAGUGAUAGCUGAUGGCAUUCAGGAUGAACUUGCGCACAGCUCCACUGAUAAUAUCCAUUCAGAUUUGAAUCAUGUGACUGAAAUUUCAGUGAUGGGCCAUCAGGAGGAAUCAAAUCACAUGACUGAAAUUUCAACAACAUCCUGUCACCAAAAUCAUGAAACCGAAAUUUUGCCUGAGAACUUACCAGAAGCCAAGGUAAGUAUACCACUUGUAUCUCAUCCCAAAAAGGCUUUAUUGGAAACUGAGGCAUAA